AUGGCGGAGAUGAAUAAGUGGCCGCCAACGGACCACAACCUGGUUCACAGUACUAUUCUGAGCAGCCUGACGCGUUACCGUGUCUUUCUACAAAGACUCAACCUAGAGGAUUUAUGGUUUAUCAGGCUUCCGAAAGCCCAAAGCGCCUACCCACUGGAACUCGGGCUCAUGGUAUAUAUGGAAGAGCAAUGGGAAAAGCUGGCAUGGGCCUACCUGGACGCUGCGAUCUCAGACAUGCCCGAGAUGGCUGACCUAAAGGAAGAUUCCUCAAGCUUAGAUUUUAUCGAACGGUUGCAAAACGACAAGGUUAAGGAUCGUGAUGAGAAGAAGGAGAUGACUCGCGCUGUCCAUGUACUGUUUGCCGCUGCUGGCACGGGCAAGACUCGUCAGAUAUUUGAACUCUUGCAGCGACACUGGGGAUUCUACAUGCUGUCCCCAAAUCUUGAGCCAACAAAGAUUACUUCCACCGAGAAAAAAGGGCGAGAAGGCAGCGAUAUUCUGGGUGCACAGAGAUACGCCGCGUCUAGGGAUACUUACACCAUGUUUGAGCACCAUCCUCAGAUUGACCCGAAUUGGGAUACUGAAGACGUCAACGUGUUUCAGCCAAUCAUAGUUGCUCGGAAUGCCCUACUUUGCGAGUUUCUACUUCGCCGCCCCUCAGCAACGCCAACCGAGUGGCUCUGGCUGCAGAUAUCAUGUGCUGCAUUUGACCCGUUUGACGCCUUGUACAGGCUCUUCCGGCUCGCCGAUACAGGGUACCUGGGAAUAGACGCUAAAACCUUUCUCGACGCAGAAAUACCCGGACAUUUGGUACCAAGGUGUUAUUCGCUUCUCGAAGAGCGAUUUUGGAAGCCUUCUGGGCUUCCAUUAUGUUACUGUAUUGACGAGGCCCAGACGACCAUUGACAACCCCCAAGCCUCCGCAAUGUUUGGCCACUUGUACAACUCUCUGACGUAUUUUUACGCUCUAUCAAGAGAUGAACCGCUUGCUGCUAGAGUGGUUCCGGGGAAGCAACAGUCUGAUCAGGAUGAGGGUGAUUCUACAGGCCAAGACGCACCAUGGCAGAUGGGUGACGAUAUGCCAACCAUCAACCCGAUUCUACUGAUUUCAGGAACUUCUCUCAACCUGGAGAAGCUAAGAGAAAUGCUUGCCCACUUUCUCACAGGUUCUUGGGGUGUCGAUGAGCCUCCUGUGGACUGUUGGGAAUCAUAUCUUGUACACAACAUGUUUCCACUGGUGUCUUCUGACGAAGAGUUCUGGAGCCUUUACCAGAAACAUUUGGCUGAUACGAUAUCGGAAAUUUCAAGGACUCAAGGCUCAGCGGAUGCCCACAGGGCGUCUCGACUGCCCCUCUUGAGUCGAAGCGGCCGACCGCUACCUCUACAAGACUCUGGCGACGGGCUCGAGCUUGCGCAAGUUCACAAAUGGCUCCAGAAACCAUUGGACGUCGCUCCAUUACUAGACAUGUUAAAAAUGUUUGGUCAAAUUUGUCGGCUUGUUAUGGACCGGAAGCCAAGAGAAAGCCCAAGCAAAUAUGUGCAUUUGCUUGCCGACCUGGAGGCUGCUUUGGAUUGUCCAGAUUCAGAGAUGAUUGUUUCGGCCCUGGCACUUCAGCUUCUGACGGCUUCCUCUGGUAGCGAUUCUGUAUCUUUGCAACCAUUCUUCCAGCAAGCGAUUCGAUUACUAGGGGAACCCGGAAAAUUCAGUAUCGAUGAGGUGUCCAGUGCGGUCUUGAACGAAACGACCAAUCCAGUGGCCUUGGAUAGCAACUUUCAUGGCCUGGCGUUGACUUUCCACGAGCACUUGAGAAAUCUGUACAUCCGGCAACUCAUAACAUCACGCAGCGUCGGCCAUCGUGGCCGUUAUCGAUGA
Messenger RNA from Fusarium keratoplasticum, 1872 nucleotides. RefSeq lists its product as uncharacterized. The coding region runs from base 1 to 1872 and encodes 623 amino acids. Lineage: Eukaryota; Fungi; Ascomycota; Sordariomycetes; Hypocreales; Nectriaceae. The record is from RefSeq and is a predicted model, not a curated record. The transcript is spliced from 2 exons.